AUGGCUUCAAAUCUAAAUAUAAAACGUGGACCAUCGAAAUGUGAUUCAAAUAAGCCAAUUAAAUGUUGCGUGCAUGGUGACAAAUGUUCAAUUGGGCUGAAGACAAUGUCAACGGAAACUUUAACUCGAAGCGAAAAAUCCUCCGAGAGUAUUUCAUUUGAAGAACAAGAACCAAUUGUAUUUCGUUUACAACGCGCAGAAUCAUUUACAAAAUUUAAGUUUACACGAUUUCUUGGUCAUGAAUAUAUUUGUGAAAGAAAUGAAAUUGAAAAGGAUUCAAGGAAAAUGAAAGAAUCUAAAAGUAUAGAAGAUAAUUCAGCAUUUCCAAUGAAACGUUAUUACAUUGGUAUCGUUACACCACAAACUGCUGAAUUAUUCGUUUCACGUAAUACUGCCUUUAGACUAUAUCAUUCACUUAAAGAAAUAAACGAUGAGAAAGUGCCAUUAUGCAUUGUUUACAAAAAUAGCCGUGGCGAUUUCUAUCACUAUCUAAUCAGAGAACGAUUUGAUAAGAAUCUUCAUACAGAUUUACUUUAUGUAGAUUGCGGUGAUGAAGAACCACCAGAAUUUAUUGGAAUUGAGGCACUUAUCAAAUACUACACCGUUUAUGCAUCAUUGCAUUCGUUUUCACUUGCAAAUGGACUUAGUGUAGACGUUUUCCCAUGGUGGCAUUUAAUCAGCAAUGUUUGA
This is a messenger RNA of Brugia malayi, 690 nucleotides long. RefSeq names its product protein B0207.11, putative. Lineage: Eukaryota; Metazoa; Nematoda; Chromadorea; Rhabditida; Onchocercidae. The transcript is spliced from 8 exons. The coding region runs from base 1 to 690 and encodes 229 amino acids. The record is from RefSeq and is a predicted model, not a curated record.